AUGGUGUCAAUUCCUGCAAAGUAUCAGGGUAAUGAAGGAUUCAGAAGGUCACAUCCUGUACUGUUGGUUGUUGCGGGUGAUGAGACCAACAAGUUAAGCCUUGAUCAAAAGCGUUGUCAUUUGGGUGGGUGUGGCAGAGACGGUUCUAUGGAGUUUCAAUCGGGGUAUGCCAUCAGCUCUCCUACAGCUAGGCAAUUUUACUCUUUAAGUUCUAGCUUUUAUGUGCAGGCCCUCAGGUUUCAGUCGGCAGUGUUAAUGGUCAGAUGUAAUCAUCGGAUUUUAGCUCCGGGUCUUGAAAUGCAACUUUACAAGAUCUAUCGUGGAAUGAUAACAGCUGCUAGUAUACAUCCGUCUAUGCUCGUAUCCAAUUGUAUCUCUACCACGACGGUCUACUCAUCUUUCAUCCUAAACCAGCAAUCUUCUUCACCUCGGCACCUUUUUACCCUUUAUGUGGUAAAGAGGAUAAAGAAUAAUGCCUCAGGAUUGCUUAUUCAGUUAGCAACACUGCUACUUCCGCAAAAGGAAAGGUUAACCUGCCAUUUUGUGCUGGUGCAACUGAUUUUUGACAGUUUCAUAUCUCGUGGUUUGCAGGAUGUUCACUCUGGGGUUAAUUCCUUGGAGCGUCUGUUAGUUUAUACUCCAUCAGUCUAUCUGAUUAAACUAGAGCUUCUGCCAUCAAUUAAGGUGGAGCUAAAUGAGAGUGAUCCAAUAACUCGGUCUGGCUCAUAUUUACAUUCGCAAGAUAAGGAGUAAGGGUGAAAGUUGAACGUGUUCAAUGAUGGGAUGUGUGUAGAAGAUCGGAUUGUCCAGAGAAAGAAGAAGGAAUGUUUUUCAAAGAUUGCUUUUGAUGCUCAAGAAGCUGGAGAGAACAAAGGUUACUGGAGAUAAAUCUGACAGUAAAGCUCCCUAAGAG
Molecule: messenger RNA, 913 nt
Organism: Ilex paraguariensis (yerba mate)
Lineage: Eukaryota; Viridiplantae; Streptophyta; Magnoliopsida; Aquifoliales; Aquifoliaceae
Source: the annotation of a GenBank genome assembly